AUGACCUCCCCCAAAACAUUCCUCGACGUCACUCGUCCCGGUCAUCGACGGUUUUGUAAACCGCCCGUUAAGGUGGCUUGUUUGUCUUGUCGAACACUACGAGUCCGCUGUGAUGGCCAAGAACGAUGCUCGAAUUGUAUCGCCAAGGAUACAGUUUGUUGCUAUUUGCCGAGUAAACGGGGAGGACCGAGGAAUUGUCAGAAUCGGAAACGAAAACGGUUGUCGACGCCGCCGACUACGGUUUCGGAUGUGAGGGAUGAGGAAUAUCAGGGUUUGAGGGGGAAUAAAUAUACUUCGAGUGUGGAGGGGCCCGUGUCGAGUGAGGAUGAGGAUGGCUGGAUGAACCAGUUGUUGAGUCUGGGGGCACCUGGUGCUGGGCUGCGCAGUAUUGAGAAUUCCGUUAUGGAGAUGGAGCAGAUCUUUGAUUCCAUUUUUACGGUUGAUGUUGAUGAGCAGCCCGUCUUGCCGGAAGUGACGGGGCCACCGCCGGAUCUGUUGCAGACUUAUGGAAGUAAUAAGGAUAUAUUGGAUGCCUAUUAUGCUUUUAUCCAUAUCUAUUAUCCUAUUCUGCCCCCUCCAGAACGCGUGCCGGUGCAUAAUCGUCCCUUGUCUGAAAAGUCGACGUUUCAACCUUCUAGCCCCUUGGGUCUUGCUAUAUCGGCUAUCCUGGCUCUGAUCCCGCAUCCUGAAGUGAAGCAACCCUCGCGAACGGAGUAUGUCAAGCUGCGCAGAGACCUUGCUCAUUCGUUUGCACAAGCUGCGCUGGAAGCCGUGGAGACGGACCUCGAGCUGCUCGAUUCAUCAUCGGAUCCGUCGAAAGCACUUUCUGAUGGCACACCUCAGUUCCAACGAGUUGGGUUUCACAGCAAGGUGCCAAUUUGUCUGGAAGCGGUUCUGGCAUUGGUACUGUUGAGUGUGUACGAGUAUGCGCAGAGAGGGAAUAUCAACAAAAUGUGCAAUCGUGCGGGACAAGCCCUGACGGCUGCGAUGAGUAUGUCGCUGCAUGAGAUGGUUGAUGAGGAUGAGUUUUCUGAAGCUCGUCGGAGGGCUUGGUGGAUUACGUAUUUGACCGUCUGCCAGGGAUCAAUUGUCAGCGGAAUGCCCCCCGCGAUCAAUCCGUAUGAUCCUCGCUUCGUCACACCGAUCCCCGAUGGAUGGAAACUUCUCAUCGAAGCCCAGCAAACAAUCCUCGAAGCCACUACGUUUGCCCACGACCUCGAUCUGACCACUAAAUCCCAAUUUAAUGCGUCGUGGGUGUCCCAGCGAAUGAUGGACCUUGACAACCAGAUAACGUGCUUGCUACAUCCGUGCAGAGGGUCUGGUCGUGUGAACAAAAUGCCCCCCAUUGCCACUCAGGACUCGCCGGAUGUGGUCGCCCUACACGCGAUCAACUACAUUGCGGAGAUCAAACUACACAGUGCGAGGAUUAAAACCCACCGAUUCUGCGCUUUCCAGGAUAUCCCCGUCUUCCGCAAGCGCCAUUGCGACCUGGUCGCGGCCGGGCCCAAGUGCUGUCGUGUUGGAGCUUCCAAAUCCGCUUCAUCCACACCCGACAGCUUCUUGUCAUCCAUGAUGUCCGAAUCUUCGACGAUAGACUUUCCGUUCUCCGCCCAUGCAUCUUCGAAGAUCUGCCUCCACGCCGCACUCAACAUUGUCAACCUCCUGGACAACCUGCCGUACCCGAAUCCGAUGAACGAGAUCCCGUUGACCCGUCCGCCCUAUCUGUCGCGAACCUCCCGGGUGGAGAUUCCCCGGACGAUGCCGACGUUCGCCUGUUGUGCCAUGCAAUCCAGCUACGCGAUGCUGAUGUUGUGCUUGAAGGCGCGGGCAAUGCACGAGCCUGUGGGAGACGAGUCGACGGCUUCGGGUCGGUCAUUGGGAGGAUUCUUGGACGAGUUGCGACAGAGUCUGCGGCUGGUGUCCAAGGCAUUAGGGAACUAUGCGAUAGCGUUUGAAGCGCUGGAUGGGAUGAGGGAAGAGAUAGCGCAGUCGGUUGAAUGGGCUUUUGAGCUGACGGCCGACGCUGUUGCGGAGCGAAAUGGCACCAAUCGCUGA
Molecule: messenger RNA, 2055 nt
Organism: Aspergillus sclerotioniger CBS 115572
Lineage: Eukaryota; Fungi; Ascomycota; Eurotiomycetes; Eurotiales; Aspergillaceae
Product: putative C6 finger domain protein
Exons: 9
Coding region: 1-2055 (684 amino acids)
Biological process (GO): DNA-templated transcription; regulation of DNA-templated transcription
Molecular function (GO): zinc ion binding; DNA binding; DNA-binding transcription factor activity, RNA polymerase II-specific
Source: RefSeq, a predicted model, not a curated record